This is a messenger RNA of Phytophthora sojae, 234 nucleotides long. RefSeq lists its product as hypothetical. The annotation marks the transcript as partial. The record is from RefSeq and is a predicted model, not a curated record. The transcript has a single exon. NCBI's taxonomy places the organism in Eukaryota, Oomycota, Peronosporomycetes, Peronosporales, Peronosporaceae.
CUACAAGUGACUGAAAGGAACCCAGACACCAAAAGUGUGGUGUCCGUAGUGUGUCGUUUUUACGUCAAAUUCGGCCGUGAAGCGAAACCCAACGCAAAGCGGAAGCGAACCACGCAAGUGCAAUACUUAAAGUUACCUUUCCGCGCAGAUCACAUCAAACACCAUCUAGAAAGCGUUCAUCCGCGGCACUGGAAGGUUUACGCUGCUGCUACCGAUGAAGCCAAGAGAGUGUAU